Molecule: messenger RNA, 294 nt
Organism: Seminavis robusta
Lineage: Eukaryota; Bacillariophyta; Bacillariophyceae; Naviculales; Naviculaceae
Source: the annotation of a GenBank genome assembly
AUCUUGGCCGUGCAACGACACCGUCAAUCCUUGGUUGACAAACAUUUGCUACGGGCCAAUGCUAAACGCAUUUCCUAUGACUACGCGGUCGAUGACCUGGUCUACAAGCGUGCGUAUCUCGGUCUCAGUGAUAAGUUGAAGCCUACGGCUUCUGGUCCCUAUCGUGUUUCCCGCGUUCAUACCAACGGCAACAUAACGAUUCAACUCAGUGCUCAUCAGUUUGAGCGCCUGAACAUUCGGCGCGAGUUUCCAAAGCAUCCAGUACCUCCGGUUGCCACCGGUACGGGUUAUUGA